Messenger RNA from Epinephelus lanceolatus (giant grouper), 11926 nucleotides. The record is from RefSeq and is a predicted model, not a curated record. NCBI's taxonomy places the organism in Eukaryota, Metazoa, Chordata, Actinopteri, Perciformes, Serranidae.
AUGUCUCUAGAAGAUGUAGGAAGCACUACAAGCCUUGGGGCUGAAAGCUGCGCUUCAGACCACUGCAAUGGCCUCUCUCUGAGCCAAGGUCAGGACCUGGAUCUGGACAACCAGAGCCAAAGCCAGGAUGGGAUAGUUCUGGAGCGUAUUGCCUCGCUGUCAUUGGACAUGUUUGACCCCAGUGACUUCACGGGGAGGUUCACAAAGAUCCAGUCUAGGUCCAGAAAGAGGACAAGGAUCCUUGGAGCCUCUCCAGUGGGACUGAAGCCCCCCCUCCCGCCAGUCAGUGGAACCUUGGGAGAGAGGAAAGGUCCUGUCGUCAUGGCGCCAGUCAAUGUGGACCCUGAGAGCAAGCCGGGCGAGUUUGUCCUUAAAAGCUUGUUUGCCAACUUCACCUUGCUCUCUGAACGCAAGAUUCGCAUCAUCAUGGCCGAACCGCUGGAGAAGCCACUUAACAAAUCUCUGCAGAGAGGAGAGGACCCACAGUUCGACCAGUUGAUCAGCAGUAUGAGUUCUCUAGCAGAGUACUGCCUGCCGUCUAUCCUGAGGACUCUGUUUGACUGGUACAAGAGGCAGAACGGCCUGGAAGACGAGUCCCAUGAAUAUCGACCCAGGGCCAACACAAAGUCAAAAAAUGAUGAGCAACAGAAGGACUACUUAUUGGAGCGGAGAGAUCUGGCAAUAGACUUCAUCUUUUCUCUAGUGCUUAUAGAAGUUUUGAAGCAGAUCCCCCUCCAUCCUCUUUUGGAUGGACUCAUCCAAGAAGUUAUAAACCUGGCCUUCAAGCACUUCAAAUACAAAGAAGGGUAUCUGGGACCCAACACAGGCAACAUGCACAUAGUGGCUGACCUUUAUGCUGAAGUAGUGGGAGUUGUAGCUCAGUCCAGGUUCCCAGCAGUGAGGAAGAAGUUCAUCUCAGAGCUGAAGGAGCUGAGACAGAAAGAGCAGAGCCCCUACGUCAUCCAGUCGACCAUCAGCCUCAUCAUGGGACUCAAGUUCUUCCGCAUCAAAAUGUACCCGGUGGAAGAUUUCGAAGCCUCCUUCCAGUUCAUGCAGGAAUGUGCGCAGUAUUUCUUGGAAGUGAAGGAUAAAGACAUUAAACACUCAUUAGCCGGACUCUUUGUGGAGAUACUUGUACCUGUAGCUGCUACUGUGAAGAACGAGGUGAAUGUGCCGUGUCUCCGAAAUUUCGUAGAAAGUUUGUACGAUACCACACUGGACCUGUCCUCUAGGAAGAAACACUCUCUGGCUCUGUAUCCUCUGGUGACCUGUCUGCUGUGUGUCAGCCAGAAGCAGUUCUUCCUCAGCCGCUGGCACAUUUUCCUCAACAACUGCCUCUCAAACCUGAAGAAUAAAGAUCCCAAGAUGGCUCGUGUGGCUCUGGAAUCACUCUACCGCCUGCUGUGGGUCUACAUGAUCCGAAUAAAGUGCGAGAGCAACACUGGAACACAGAGUCGUCUGACGUCCAUCACCUCCACCCUGUUUCCCAAAGGGAGUCGGAGCGUUGUGCCAAGAGACAUGCCCCUUAAUAUUUUUGUCAAGAUUAUCCAGUUUAUUGCACAGGAGAGACUGGAUUUCGCCAUGAAGGAGAUCAUAUUUGACCUGCUGAGUGUCGGGAAGCCUGCCAAAGCCUUCAGUCUCAACCCAGAGCGUAUGAACAUAGGUCUCCGGGCGUUCCUGGUCAUAGCAGAUGCUCUGCAACAGAAGGACGGAGAGCCUCCUAUGCCCAACACAGGAGCUACUCUGCCCUCUGGAAACUCUCUGAAGAAGAAGAAGACUUAUCUCAGCAAAACACUGACUGAAGAAGAAGCCAAACUGAUAGGCAUGUCCUUGUAUUACUCCCAGGUGCGAAAGGCUCUGGACAACAUCCUGAGACACUUGGACAAGGAGGUGGGACGUUGUAUGAUGCUCACCAGCGUCCAGAUGCUCAACAAAGAACCAGAGGACAUGAUCACUGGUGAAAGGAAGCCUAAAAUCGACCUGUUCAGGACAUGUGUGGCUGCCAUUCCUCGUAUCCUUCCUGAUGCCAUGUCCAAACCUGAGCUCAUUGACCUGCUGUCACGACUUACGGUGCACAUGGACGAUGAGCUUCGUCUCAUUUCCCAGAACUCCCUGCAGAGCCUGUUACUUGAUUUCUCAGACUGGAGGGAAGACGUCCUGUUUGGUUACACACAUUUCCUUUUACGCGAGGUUCAAGACACCCAUCAGGGUCUGCAGGACGCAUCUGUGAAGCUUCUUCUCCAGCUGCUCACACAGUGGAGGUUAGCGCUGCAGCUACAGGGGAAGAUGCGAGGUGGAGUUGAGUCUAGCCCCAGACUUCCAGAGCGAAGCCCUCACUGCUCGGUGCUUCAUGCGGUGGAGGGCCUGGCUCUGCUGCUCCUCUGCUCGUGUCAGAUCAGCACGAGGAAGCUGGCGGUCGGUGUGUUGAGAGAGAUUCGCUGCCUCUUCACAGCUCUGGGACAUGCUGAGGAUGAUGACAAACCCAUGAUAGAGGUCAUGGACCAGCUGAGCCCAGCUGUAAUGGACAGCUUUGUCCAUGUGGCUGUCUCUGACUCAUCCACGCUGCCUCUCAACCACCAUGUUGACCUCCAGUGGCUGGUGGAGUGGACGGCUCGACUGGUGAGCAGUUCCUACGAUGUGAAGAGCCCAAGCCAUGUCUGGAUCUUUGCCCAGUGUCUAAAGGACCCGUGGGUGCUCUGUCUGCACAUCUUCUUGCGGCAAGAGCACCUGCCUAAACACUGCCCCAUCGCCCUGGGAUACGCCUGGCCCUACGCUUUCACACGGCUACAGCUGCUACUGCCACUGGUUGACCCCAACAGUCCAGUGAAUGCUAAGAAGACCAGCACUGCAGGAUCCAGUGACAACUACAUCUCUCUGUGGCGCAACUAUCUGAUCCUGUGUCUAGGUGUGGCUAAGCCGAGCAUCAUGUCCCCGGGUCACCUCAGAGCCUCCACACCAGAGAUCACGGCCACCACGCCCGAUGGCAGCGUCACCUACGAUAACAAGGUGAUAGGCACUCCCUCAGUUGCCUGGCUUUUAAAACAGCUUGUCCCACUGAUGAGAGCUGAGAGUCUGGAGAUCACCGAGUCUCUGGUGCUGGGGUUCGGAUGCACAAACGCUCUGGUCUUCAGGGAGCUGGUCGAAGAACUCCAUCCACUGAUGAAGGAGGCACUGGAACGAAGGCCUGAGAACAAGAAGCGCAGAGAGAGGAGGGAUCUUCUCAGGCUGCAGCUACUGAGGAUCUUCGAACUGCUGGCUAAUGCAGGAGUCAUCAGUGACAGCACCAAUGGAGCGCUGGAGCGUGAUUCCCUGGCACUGGGUGCCCUGUUCCUCGAGUAUGUGGAUUUAACCCGGAUGCUUCUGGAAGCUGAGAAUGAGAAGGAGCUCGAUGUGCUGAAAGACAUCAGAGCCCAUUUCAGUGGGAUGGUGGCGAAUCUCAUUCAGUGUGUUCCUGUCCACCACCGGCGCUUCCUCUUCCCUCAACAGUCUCUGAGGCACCAUCUCUUCAUCCUCUUCAGCCAGUGGGCUGGACCCUUCAGUGUCAUGUUCACACCCCUUGAUCGAUACAGUGACCGCAACCACCAGAUCACUCGCUACCAGUACUGUGCUCUCAAGGCCAUGUCAGCAGUUCUGUGUUGUGGGCCAGUGUUUGAUAAUGUGGGUCUCUCCACUGAUGGCUAUCUCUACAAAUGGCUUGACAACAUCUUGGCGUGCCACGAUAUACGGGUGCAUCGUCUGGGGUGUGAGGUGGUCAUCCUGCUCUUAGAGCUGAACCCAGACCAAAUCAAUCUAUUCAACUGGGCCGUGGACCGCUGCUUCACUGGAUCUUACCAGCUGGCAUCUGGCUGCUUCAAGGCCAUCGCCACGGUCUGUGGCAACAGGAAUUACCCAUGUGACCUUGUGACCUUGCUCAAUCUGGUGUUGUUCAAGGCCUCAGACACCAGCAGGGAAAUAUAUGAGAUCUCCAUGCAGCUGAUGCAGGUGCUGGAGUCUAAGCUGUGUGCGUACUCGAAGCGGAUGGUGGAGCAGAAGCCUGGUAAUAUUUUGUAUGGAACACACGGCCCCCUGCCUCCUCUUUACAGCGUCAACCUGUCUCAGCUCUCCAUCCAGCUGGCCAGCAUGUACCCAGAGCUCACGCUGCCUCUUUUCUCAGAGGUGAGCCAGCGUUUCCCAACUACCCACCCAAACGGCAGACAGAUCAUGCUAUCCUACCUGCUACCCUGGCUCAGUAACAUUGAGCUCGUGGACACGGGGCUCCUACCCCCCGCCUCAAGCCCCUGCACACCAGAGGAAGAACCUCACGGUCAGGGGCAGCCCAUGGGUCUGUCCCCCAGUCUGAGAGGCAACGGCUGGGGCUCCCUCCAGGCGACCUCAUUGGUGCUAAAUAACCUCAUGUUUAUGACUGCUAAGUAUGGAGACGAGGUUCCUGGCCCAGAGAUUGAGAAUGCCUGGAACGCUCUGGUGUCCAACGAGAGGUGGAGCAACAACUUACGGAUCACCCUGCAGUUCCUUAUCAGCCUGUGUGGAGUCAGCAGCGAUACCACACUGUUGCCUUAUAUCAAGAAGGUGGUGAUCUACCUGUGUCGCAACAACACCAUCCAGACGAUGGAGGAGCUCCUGUUUGAGCUGCAGCAGACUGACCCGGUCAACCCUGUGGUCCUGCACUGUGACAACCCUCCCUUCUACCGCUUUGCUGCCAGCAACAAAGCCUCCACGUCACAGACGGGCACCACCUCCAGCAGUAACACUGUGGUGGCUGGUCAGGAGAACCUGGUGGACACAGAUGAGAACAAGCUGGUCAGAGAGAGUGAAGAGCGCAUGGCCAGGGCUCACAACAGACUGGAGUCUCGCUACAGCAAUAGCUCCGGAGGCUCUUAUGAGGAUGAAAAGACUGACCCUCUCCCGCCAUAUGCCGGCUGGCUACUGGGUGUUCUGGAGACCAACCACCCUCAGCCGUUACCCAUGCCUGUUAACGGAGGCUGCUGGGCUCCUCUGGUUGACUACCUCCCAGAAACCAUCACACCCAGAGGACCACUGCAUAGGUGUAACAUUGCAGUGAUCUUCAUGACUGAAAUGGUGGUGGACCACAGCGUGAGAGAAGACUGGGCUUUGCACCUGCCCCUGCUACUGCAUGCCCUCUUCUUGGGUCUGGACCACUACAGACCAGAGGUCUAUGAACACAGCAAACGUCUCCUUCUCCACCUCCUCAUUGCCCUCUCCUGCAACAACAACUUCCAGGUAAUAGCCUCAGUUCUGAUGCUGACGAGAGAGAUCAGUGACAACAAGACCCUCACCAUUAAGUCCAGCUAUCACACAGAGUACCAGCAGUCACAUGCACCUGACUUCCUGCGAGAGUGGCAGGCAUCUCCAGUGGCUGAUUCUGGCCUCAGCUCCACAUCCAACUCCUCCUCUGCCAGUCUGGGUGGUGGCAGCACUGCAGGCAGUGUUGGAAAUUUGCCCCUCGUGACACCUGAUGACCUGGAGGACCUUGAGGAUACGCCCAAUGAAACCGACGAGAAGACAAACAAACUCAUCGAGUUCCUCUCCACCAGUGCCUGGAGUACUGUGUUGUCGUUGCUCAGAGCGUUUGGACCGCUGUGGGUGCACGAGGACAUCACACCAAAGAACCCCAACUCCAAGAGCACGGAGCAGCUGACAAACUUCCUACGCCACGUUGUCUCUGUCUUCAAGGAGUCAAAGUCAGACUUCCACCUGGAGCAACAGCUGAGCGACGUGGCCUUACAGACGGCUCUGUGCAGCUCCUCACGACACUACGCCGGGCGCUCUUUCCAGAUCUUUAGAGCGCUCAAACAGCCGAUCAACAACCACGCUGUCUCUGACCUGGUCUCCCGCCUUGUUGAGGUGGUGGGAGAACACGGAGACGAGGUGCAGGGUUACGUGAUGGAGGUGCUGUUGACGCUGGAGUCAGUGGUGGUGAAUCUAGCAGAGUGCCUGAAAAACAGCGACCUUAUGGCAGCUCUAACCAGAACGUCCUCACCAGACUUUGUGACUAGUGACAAACUGAUGAACAGAAAGAGCACAGGUCAGCUGAACUUCCCUGGCCCAGGAUUUGCUGGUCUGUCCUCACAGCGCCACCAACGCUCCUACUCAGUCCCUAAGAAGUUUGGCGAGUGCGGCCACCAUGCAAAUGAUCCUCCUCGCAGUGCAACUCUGGAUCGCAUACAGGCCUGCAACAGUCACGGCCUCGCCCGAUCAGGGAGAAAUUCUGGGUCCUGCACGUCAUCAACCAAUCGUAUUGAUCCCAGUGUUCUAUCGGAUCCUGCCCAUGUUUCCCAUCCAUCAACAAUACUGGCCACAGUCUUCUGGGUGGCCGUGUCGCUCAUGGAGUCAGACUUUGAGUUUGAAUAUCAGAUGUCACUUCGCCUCGUUCACAAGUUGCUGUCAAAGGUGCCGUUAGACAGAGCAGAGAACCGCGAACGCCUCGAGAAGCUGCAGGCUCAGCUGAGGUGGAGCGGGUUCUCUGGGAUUCAGCAGCUUUUGUUGAAGGGUUUUACCUCCCAGGCCACAUCUGACCUGACCUUACAGCUCUUCUGCCAGCUUACACCAGUAUCUCGCGUGCCUGUCGUUGACAGCUCACAGUCUAUAGGUUUCCCUCUGAAUGUGCUCUGUCUGCUGCCUCACCUGGUGCAGCACUUUGGCCAUCCAACUCAGUUUUGUAAGGAGAGCGCUGAGAGGAUCGCACAGGUGUGUUUGGUGGAGAAGAACACAAAACUGUCCCAUCUGGCCCAUGUGAUGACUCUCUAUAAGACACGCUCCUACACACGAGACCCUUUCUCCUGGGUCAGUGUGGUUUGCCGCUACCUCCAUGAAGCUUUCUCUGACAUCACACUCAACAUGGUGACCUAUAUGGCAGAGCUGCUGGAUAAGGGCCUUCCCAGUAUGCAGCAGUCUCUGCUCCAGAUCAUCUACUGUCUGCUCAGCCACAUGGACCUGACUGCUGUACAAGUCAAACAGUUUAACGCUGAUGUCACAAAGACCAUUGAGAAGUUUGUCCAGACGAUACACUGGAAGGACGCCUUAAACAUCUUGAAGCUGGUGGUAUCGCGCUCCGCCAGCCUAGUUCAUCCGGUGUAUGGCCACUCGCAAGGUGACCUUUCCAACCUGGAGGUCAGCAGGGUGUGGGACGGUUCAUCCAAAGCUCUGCCUGGAAAAACACUGGACUUCACCUUUGACAUCUCCGAGACGCCAGUGAUUGGGCGUCGGUUAGACGAGCUUCAGGGUUCAGGGGGCAGAGAGGGGAAGGCCAGAGCCAUGGCUGUAACCCGCAGUACUUCCUCCACCUCGUCUGGAUCCAACUCCAACACCAUCCUGGUGCCCGUCAGCUGGAGGCGACCACAAUCCUCACAGAAAAGAACCAGAGAGAAGCUAGUAAAUGUGUUGUCUCUUUGCGGACAAGAAGUUGGACUCACCAAGAACCCAUCUGUGAUCUUCUCAUCAUGUGGUGACCUGGACAUGAUGGAGGUGCGGGAAAGUGGGGUGUCAUCAGAGGAGGGUGGAACCAGAGAGGACACGCUUGACGACACAGCCAGCGAGCAGCAGUUCAGAGUUUUCCGAGACUUUGACUUCCUGGAUGUGGAGCUGGAGGACGGAGAGGAGCUCCAGGGCGAGACUGUCGAUAACUUUAACUGGGGCGUCCGUCGACGCUCUCUGGACAGCACCGAGCUGGGUGACCUGUUGGAGGAGAGCCAGCACUCAGGCAGCACCCCCAGCUUAGGUCACGAGGACCCCCACGACUCAGACGAGUCCUCAGAGGAAGAGGAGUCUUCAACUAGCCAGAGCCUCUCUCACUCUCAACUUACUAACCCUUCUCCAUCGGAGGAAACCAAUCACACUGAUUCUCUAUCUACUUCUUAUGACACGUCUGCCGACCCACAGUCUCUCAAUGCCAUCACGCCGAGCCAGGGAGUGCUCCAUGAUGAUCACAGUGGCCUACAUGGGAGGGUGUGUGUGGAGGAUGAGGACACUCAAGCCCAGGAUGACGAACUAUCGCUGAGCGCCAACGAGGUCCCACAAGGCUCAGACUGCGGCGAGAGCUUCACCCUGGAGUUGCCGGGGCAACCUCUGGAUCACCCACCCAAUCUGGACCACAGCCUCAACGCAGACUACUGCCAACCACCGCUGGACUUUCUAGACCCCAACUGUCUGCCCAGCUUGCGUGAUGAUGUAGAUGACUUGGAAGACCUUGGUUUUCCUCCUCCCCCUUCUCCAUUUUUCUCCGCCAUCUUGGCAGCCUUCCAACCUGCAGUGUGUGACGACGCUGAGGAGGCAUGGCGAUGUCACAUCAACCAGCUGGUGACCGACUCAGAUGGGUCCUGCGCCGUCCAUACCUUUCAAGUGUUCUCGUCUCUCUUUAAGAACAUUCAGGGUAAAUUCUGCAUCCUGACGACUGAUGUCGCCACUUACCUCGGCGAGGGCUUAAGGGGCAUCGGAUCAAAGUUCCUCAGGUCCUCACAGAUGCUAACCACAUGCUCUGAUUGUCCCACAAUCUACAUCGAUGCAGACACUAUCAUGUCCUAUGGUCUCCUUGAAAAGAUGAAAUUCAGUGCGCUGGAGCUACAGGAGUACCUGGACACCUACAACACCAGAGAGGACGCCGCCGUAUCGUGGCUGAGGAACUGUAAGGACACAUUUCCCAGGUGCCCCGGUGACAGUGUAGUUACCUGCCAGCCUGGAGACUCAGAGGAGAAGCAACUGGAGCUUUGUCAGAGGCUUUACAAGCUGCAUUUUCAGCUUCUCCUACUGUUCCAGUCCUACUGCUCGCUCAUUGGUCAAGUUCAUGCCAUCAGCUCUGUGCCUGAGCUUCUGAACAUGUCUCGAGAGCUCACUGAUCUGAGGACCAGCCUGCAGGCAGCAGAGGCGGCUGUGGCCAGCGACCUGGAACACAAACACUUGGCCCACACUCACGCACAUGCCACCCAGGUGGCAGCCAUGGUCGUGCCCAGCUUCCCCACCUCGGAGGCAGCUGUGCAGGCCAUACUGGAGUGCCUUAAGAACCACGAGUUCACCAAAGCUGUGCGCUACAUCCAGGAGUGCAGGAGGCAGUGGCCCAACGGCGUGUUCGGUGGCACAUCAGAGAGCGAGGUCCAAACGCUGCUCAAUGUCUACUUUCGCCACCAGACACUGGGCCAGACGGGCACCAUUGCCCUGGUUGGCUCCCGCCAGGACCUCACCCUGAUCUGCUCCAAGCUGCUGGAGCUCAACGGGGAGAUCCGCGACAUGAUCCGCCGCGCCCAGGGUUACCGGGUCGUCACAACCUACCUCCCCGACUCCAGCGCCUCCGGGACCAGCCUCUGACAGGAGCUCAGGAGCCCCCCACCCCCUCCCUCCCCACCCUUAACUCCCCCGUCACUGCAGCCAUUGACCCUUCCAAAGCCAUCUCCACAUCCGCUCUCAUCUCAGCCUGCUCUUACAGAGGAGGCCCAGCACCCACACACCUGGCCCCUGCCUCCUCCUGUGUUUCUGCUGCCCCGGCUGUACAGCUCCAGACAGCUACCUGCCUACCGCCCUGCCCAGCACCAGCACCAGAACCAGAACCAUAUUUAGACCCAGACCCUUCUCUGCUCUCCUCAUCCACAUCCAUUGUAGACUCUGAUAUCUCUUUAUUUGAUUUUCCCAAACCCCCAGACCUGUUCUCAUCGCACAGCUGCUCAAGCACACCAGGCCAACCAGAUUUUACACUGCCGCACACACAAGAGCCAAGGAGGAGUGACCUCGAUGAGAACACUAACAUUUAUUAUCCUUUCAGAGGUCAUUCAUCACACAGUUCACCACUGCUACAUGUGCACAGCAGCAAACACCUGAUACCAUCUCAUACAUCUAACAUGCUCCCAACUGUGGCCUCAGAGCCCACCUUGCUCACACACUCACACGCAUCUACCAUCCCCCCUCGGGGAUCACAUCUCCCCCAUUUCCCCCGCUCCCCAUACAAACACUCACACCCAUCCUCGGUUGCACACCCAGGCCAUGACACAGUGUUAACCCGUGGCCCUGCUCCAUCUUCAUCCCUCCUCCCUCCCCCACCCCCCCCUCCCUGUCCCACCGGCCCAGGAGAGGCUGCAGCAUGGGGUUGUUGUUGCUCCCUCGGUGGAGCUGCUGCGCCCUUAUCUCGCUACCUGGGAAAGGUGGGGCACGCCGCCCUGCCCCUACUGAAAGUAGGGGGGCUCCUGAAUGCUGAACCAUCAGACGUCCAGACCUGAGACUUUAACGUACUGUGCCAGAGGACCUAAAGAGCUACUAUGAACCUACUAUGCCUGAAACCAACUAUUCCUGAGCAACGCUAAGAUCUUUGCUUCUGAAAAGGAGAUGACACAUACCAGAGAUACUUGCAGAUGUUAAACUUAAAGAACACUGAAUCAUGUCCCACACAUAAUGGGAAGCAUUGCUGAACCCAUCAGAUACUACAGACUGCUGCCUGCUGAUAAAGAUGACCUGAUGUGAUUCUAUCUGAGCGCUAACUUCGCUUUACGGCCACUUGUUGUAAAAUUGAUGUGCUCUAAGUUUAAGUCCUGCUUGAUGGUCAUCGUUCAGCACUAAAUCUAUUCUGCACCCGAGGACCUGUGAAGGCUCUUAGCUUGGAUUUUUAACUCGCUUCCCAGAGGAACUCAAGACCUGAUUGAACUUGAUUGACUGUUGCUGCCUCCUUCAAGAAGGACAUAGUCUGCUGGUAGUAUCACCAGAGACAGUGAGGAAACUACCUGUGACACUACGUAACAUCACUGGUAGUUUUCGCUAUUGCACUAAACGGAGUUUUGGUAUUAGUUUUUAAAAAGAUGUGACAGAAAGGAGGUGACGUUACUGUUUGUUACUGUGAGAGAAAAGGCUGUCACUUUCGCUGAGAAGGAAAAGCCAAACGCUGGAUUAACUUUCUCUCCUGUUGUGUCUACUGUUUUUAGAUCUCCUUUGGAGGAAAUUGUGCAAUGCAUGACCCAGUUGAAUGCUCUCUACUGUACUAGUGUCCCUUUUUGCUCCCUAAAAGUCUGACCUCUCCAGACUGACUGAAAGACUGACAAAGAGCGGAUGCAGAAUAUUCAAGCGUAAUUCCUCAUGCUGCCCUCGCUCUGUUUAUAUUCUGUAUCAGUGAACCAGCUUGUCUCCUGACUACUGUUGUAAACAUAGGUAGACUAAUCAUGCCAUUAGCCGUGCACUCCUCCGUGGCGAGUUGUAGCAUCAUUAGUGAGUGUACGCACUGUAUAUUUCUCACUGUCCUACACUGUAACACGUUGACCUUAUGUGUUCACAUGCCAAGAGGACGGUGCAUGUACACACUCAAAUAUUUUGUCUUUGUCUGUAUACUGUUAAUAGUUAGGGGCACACAACCGUUGUAGCAUAUGUUUGUGUGUGGUUUGUAGUUACCUUACACGUUAAGGGAAAUGCUGACAUUCAGCACUCAUUGUGGACGUUCAAAACAAAACCUGUGCUACUACUGAACACUUCUGUCGUCGGCCCUUUUUGUGACUCCCUCGUUUCGCCCUCUAUUUGCUGUACAAAUAUCCCUUUCCUAUUUAUAUCUGAUCAGCUAUAAAUCAACACUCAUUUGACUUAGGUUUUAUAUCGAUGUUUGUUCUCUCAAAUCAAACUGCCAUGCAUGCAUCUUCUGUGUACUGUACGGAGUGUUUGAAAUAUUUAUUAUCAAAAAUCAUAUUUUAUCUGAAAGAUAUGUUUGUAUGAGGUACAAAAGGGAGCUUUAAGCUCAUGCGGGUAUGGUUUUUUUUUUGUCUUUCCUGUGUGUGGGAGAACGUGUGUGUGCAUGCAUGCCAAACAAGAAAUUGCACAUUUUUAAAGCUUUUUAGAUGAAGACUGUAGUUGUUUUUUUCCACCUUGUAAAUAAUUUUACAGCCUUUGUGAAGUUGUUUUGAGUUGAUGCUCUGUACCAGUCGGUGUCAAAGUAAAAGACAUAUCAAAAUAA